GUCCGCGGCACCUAUAGGCAUCAGCGGUAAGGCGCAGGAGACGCACAAAGGUAUAAUCUUCUUCGCAUAUUCGCACGUCCAAAAGCUGAUGAAUUCAGGUGGAUUCCCUACUGGGUUGGACGUGGACAACCUGCGUCUCCCUCCUUCCACUCGUAGCAAGCCCACCAGUCUCAAAGACAGUCCUAAGAAGGAAACAAUCGUUCGUCUACUGAAGCAGGAGGAAGACGAGCAGCAACUUAAUUUAUGUGUCAGAGAUAGGGUCCAGUUUACGGGGAACAUCAGUGGUGACUUGGUAUAUACAUUCAAUCCAUUUCUUAUACCUGUCUUAUCUUUGAUCAAGCUUAUGUACGCCCGCUGGUUCACGGAACAGCUAUGCAACGAUGGAUUUGAGGAAUAUCACAAGAACGGAAAAGAAAAACUGGAUGCUAUGAAGCAACGAGCUCUGACGAGGCCUAAAACGCGGAGCAUGGCUCGAGUCAUGGAUGCCCCCUCAAUCAGUGAACAUACAAAUCUGGAGGAGAUAUAA
Acaulospora colombiana is the source of this 526-nucleotide messenger RNA. The record is from the annotation of a GenBank genome assembly. Lineage: Eukaryota; Fungi; Glomeromycota; Glomeromycetes; Diversisporales; Acaulosporaceae.